UUCAGUCGCUCGUCACAACCUCCUUUUUAACCGGGACAACAUGGCUACUGCGGCGAGCCGCUACUACAGCGAAGACGGCCGGGCGACCAAACGACAGAAAACCGACGGAAUGGCCACGGGAUACGAAGAUCCCCACAAGACACUUCCCUCCGUGGUGGUUCACGUCCGGGGGCUGGUGGACGGGGUCACAGAAGCCGAACUCGUUGAGGCUUUACAAGAAUUCGGAGCCAUCAGCUAUGUGGUAGUGAUGCCAAACAAGCGACAGGCCCUGGUGGAGUAUGAGGAGAUGAACGGGUCGUCCACGGCGGUCACCUACGCUGCAGACAACCAGGUGUACAUCGCAGGUCACCCAGCCUUUAUCAACUACUCCACCAGUAAAAAGAUCUCCAGACCGGGAGACUCUGACGACUCCAGGAGUGUUAACAAUGUCCUCCUGUUCACCAUCAUGAACCCCAUCUACCCCAUCACUACGGAUGUCCUGUACACUAUCUGCAACAACUGCGGGCCAGUCCAGAGAAUUGUCAUCUUCCGGAAGAACGGCGUCCAGGCGAUGGUUGAAUUUGACUCUGUGCAAAGUGCACAGCGGGCCAAGGCAUCGCUGAACGGAGCAGACAUCUACUCUGGCUGCUGUACCCUGAAGAUCGAGUAUGCAAAGCCCACUCGCCUGAACGUGUUCAAGAACGACCAGGACACCUGGGACUACACCAACCCCAAUCUGGGAGGACCAGAUGGUGAUGCAGAUGGCAAUGGGAGCAAUGCAGAUGACGUAAACGCCAACCCCAACAAGCGCCAAAGACAGCCCGCUCUACUGGGCGACCACCCCCCCGAGUACGGCGGCGGUGGUUACCACGGCUACGAUGAGAGUUACGGGUCUCCGCCCUACGAGGGUCGUCGCAUGGUUCCUCCGAUGAGGGGACGAGGAGGAAGGAGCUACGGGCCGGGCUACGGACCCCCGCCUCCUCCCCCCGGGGAGUACGGCGCCCACGCCGACUCACCGGUCGUCAUGGUUUAUGGGCUGGACCCCGCGAAGAUGAACGCAGACCGCGUCUUCAAUAUCUUCUGUCUGUACGGCAAUGUAGAGAGGGUGAAGUUCAUGAAGAGUAAACCUGGAGCCGCCAUGGUGGAAAUGGGAGACUGCUAUGCAGUGGACCGAGCCAUCACGCAUCUCAACAACAACUUCCUGUUUGGACAGAAGCUGAAUGUUUGCGUGUCCAAGCAGCAGGCCAUCGUGCCAGGUCAGUGCUACGAACUGGAAGACGGUACGAGCAGUUUCAAGGACUUCCACGGCUCCAGGAACAACCGGUUCACCUCCCCGGAGCAGGCGGCCAAAAACCGAAUCCAGCACCCCAGCAACGUCUUGCACUUCUUCAACGCCCAGCCCGACGCCACGCCAGAGAUUUUCUCUGAGAUUUGUGAGGAGAUCGGUGUCAAGAGCCCCGUCAACGUCAAAAUGUUCACAGGAAAAAGCGGCGCUGCUCCGAGUGACCGCAGCGCUUCGGGUCUGCUGGAGUGGGAAUCCAUCAACGAUGCCAUGGAAGCGCUGGCCCUGAUUAACCACUACCAAAUGAAAAAUCCAAGUGCGUCCGGUCCGUACCCGUACACCUUAAAACUGUGCUUCUCCACCGUUCAGCACGCCAACUGAGCAGCUCUAGUAGCCGGGGAACGAAGACUGGUCCGUCGUUCUCACGCUCAGGCGACCUUUGACCAUGACUGCUUGCAACAGAGUUUGGAAAAAUUGACUUCCAGAAACUGUGAUUAACUUUUCAAUUGAUUCAUAAUGUGCAAACUUGCUCAUUUAACAUAUGAGUAGAAUAUUAAAAAAUGUAAGACAUUAAAGUUUUUGGUAUUUAUGCCCCCAGAUGUGGUUGACAGUAUCAGUUCCUGUGUGUUUAACUUUAGGUAAUCCUUUUUACUUUUUGUAUUAUGCUUAUACAGAAACCUGACAUGGCAUAUUCGUUCAGACUGGUUUUUAUGCUCAAGUGUUUAAGCCGCAGUGAUUGUGUAAAAGUUGUCUUUUUUUUUUUUUUUUUACUUUUAUUUUAUUUUUGUGUUAUUUUAAACGCUGACUGUUCAGUUUUGUGUCUCCAUGUCUGGUGUGCAGGUGGAGAGUUUUGUUCUAAGAAAAUAAAAAAAUUAUGAUUACA
Molecule: messenger RNA, 2144 nt
Organism: Cololabis saira (Pacific saury)
Lineage: Eukaryota; Metazoa; Chordata; Actinopteri; Beloniformes; Belonidae
Product: heterogeneous nuclear ribonucleoprotein L-like
Exons: 14
Coding region: 41-1642 (533 amino acids)
Biological process (GO): regulation of RNA splicing; mRNA processing
Cellular component (GO): nucleus
Molecular function (GO): mRNA binding
Source: RefSeq, a predicted model, not a curated record